AUCCAGACUUCCUCGUCUGCGCCUGUCAGCUCAUACUCAGUUCAUAAAUAGACACAUUAACGCGCCCGAGCCAAAAUCCCCCGCACUCAUGUGAACUUGGCCUUCGCACAGCCAAGCUGGCAUGGCGCAACCUGGUCAAUGUGACCGGUCAGCCCAUUCCGCGCCUCCGUCCACUUCGCACGAAACCAUCCCUUUCCAUGUGUCUCCCUUUCAUAGACGGCGUGCUGACGGUCCAUAACGGGCGGGCGUUUUUGAAAACGAGCUCAGUUUCAGGUCGUUCGAAAACGCGCUCAGCUUCAGGUCAUUUGAGAAGGCGCUGAGCGCCGUGGGGCGCCCGCCAACCUGCCAACUGAAGGUUGCAGUAACCCACGGCCAGCGCUCGCGGGAAGGAGGCCAGGUCGUUCGAAAACGAGCUAAGCCUGGUUGGCCGCCCCACCAGGGGCUGCAGAGUGAGGUGCGCGCACUCAAGUCCGAGAACAUGGGCCUGCAUGACCACAUCGACCAGAUGCAAGACGCGGCCAGCGCCAGCGCCGUGCCCAUGCCCAAGAUGCCACCCAUGCUCUUGGCCCCACCGCCGCAGCAGCCCGUCAUGACGCCACCAGCCACUAUGCUCGCGCUGCCGCCGGCCCCCCCAGCAGUGGUGUUUAUGCCACCUUCACUGGUUGUGCAGGGUCCGGAGGCCAGCAUGGAUGGCAGCAGCGGCUCUUCAAGCGGCGGACCCACCAUCAAGCAUGAGCCCAGCCGCCACCGCACAUCCAUCACGAUCGAUGACUCAACCUCGGCAAUUAGCAGCCGCGGCAGCAACAACAUGACCCAGGCUGUGCGCCGCCAUGCCGCGGCUGCUACUGCCACUACUGCGGUCCAGCAGUCCACACAAGGCACUGUUGGGUCCACGAUUGCCCCGCUGCCCACAAUCAAGCCAGAGCCCACCGCGCGCGCGCAGCCGCGCGCCAAGACCCCCACCGCCUCAUCCACCUCGACGGAAGACAGUGGUGGCAGUGACCCUUCGGUGAACAGCCCUGGAGUAAAGCAGGCCGUGGCGGUGCGCAGCAGCGGCACCGGCACCAGCCGCGCACUAGCCAAGUACAGCCGGCGGUUCUCAGAGUUGACCAAGGAGCUGGACCAGCCUGCGACCAGCGCAAGCGCAAAGGACACCCGCCGCCGCUUGCAUGAGCUGGCCUUUGCCAUGGGAAGUGAGGUGAACGACAAGGCUCUGAUGGACCUGACCAAGUCAAAGGCACACCGCAGCUACUACAACAAGGAGCCAUGGCAGCCCCGAUGGCAAGCAGUGGUUACCCUAGCAACCUGCUCGCGGCGCGGAGCCGGACGCGGAGACGCUGCAGAACUAUAAUGACAUCGCCGUGCCUG
Messenger RNA from Chlamydomonas reinhardtii, 1368 nucleotides. RefSeq lists its product as uncharacterized. The record is from RefSeq and is a predicted model, not a curated record. Lineage: Eukaryota; Viridiplantae; Chlorophyta; Chlorophyceae; Chlamydomonadales; Chlamydomonadaceae. The coding region runs from base 479 to 1351 and encodes 290 amino acids. The transcript has 4 exons.